CAAUCGUUGAACCCCAAACUUGAAACGACCACGUGGACUUCAAUCAUUUUUACCGGCGAAGUCGCGGAGUCCACGGCACGUUGCGUGACUUUGAACCGCGUAACCCAUAUAUAAAUUUAUUUUGCAACUUAUCCUGUCAGUUGUGUGCUAGGUCUUGAUUUGUCAAGCCCUAAAUUACCGGGAGAACAAGUCAUAACAGUGUUUACAUUACCCCAUAGUGCACUUUGCAAGUUUGGAGUAACUUGUAAACUGUUAGUGAAAACCAAAGAGACUCUUGGACUUAAUUUUCUUGUGAUUUUUCUGUGAAUUUAUAACAGAUAACAAUGGCACCAAACACGUCAAUGCCCACCGGUGUUCUUCAUGAACACGAUGACGAAGUCCAAGCAAAAAUGAUUCCCGCGGAAAUUGUAAAACCAAGCGAGCGCAAACUUGAACUGGUUUGGCGCAACAUCAUUCUUUUUGCUUAUCUUCACAUGGUAGCGCUGUAUGGAUUUUAUCUGAUGAUAGCACAGGCGAAAGUAUUUACUUCGAUAUUGGCUGUAGUGUUAUAUAUUUGCGGUGGUCUGGGAAUAACAGCUGGUGCUCACAGACUGUGGGCUCAUCGCUCCUAUCAAGCAAAAUGGCCACUGAAAAUUAUCCUUACCAUCUUUAAUACCUUAGCAUUUGAGAACUCAGUAAUAGAAUGGUCCAGAGACCACAGAGUACAUCACAAAUUCAGUGAAACCGACGCAGAUCCGCACAACGCCAAGAGAGGAUUCUUCUUCGCUCACGUUGGUUGGCUACUCUGUCGCAAGCAUCCCGAAGUCAAGAGCAAAGGCAAAGGAAUCGACAUGUCCGAUCUGGAACAAGACCCCAUUUUGGCUUUCCAGGACAGACACUAUCUGAUGCUCAUGCCUAUAACCUGCUUCGUGAUUCCCACCAUCAUACCAAUGUACUUCUGGAACGAAACUUUCUUCAAUGCUUUCUGUGUCAAUAUCUUCAGAUAUGUAUUCACCCUGAACGCUACCUGGUUAGUUAAUUCUGCUGCACACAUGUGGGGUGACAAACCUUAUGAUAAAUUCAUUAACCCUUCCGAAAACGUCUCUGUUUCGGUCUUCGCCUUAGGUGAAGGCUGGCACAACUACCACCACACCUUCCCAUGGGACUACAAAACUUCCGAAUUAGGCAAAUACAGUACCAAUUUUUCAUCAGCCUUCAUUGACUUCUUCGCCAAGAUCGGCUGGGCUUACGAUCUCAGAACUGUCUCCAUUGACAUGAUCAAGAAAAGGGUACAACGUACCGGAGAUGGAACCCACGAAAUCUGGGGAUGGGGAGACAAAGACCAACGUAAAGAAGACUAUGACGACGCCACGGUCUUGUACAAAAAAGAUUAUUAAUACGAAUGCUAGUGAAUGAUAGUGAAACAAUAUAUAGUAGUCGUGAAUGUAGUAAACACUGAAAAUGUUACUAAAAUUUUUGAGUUGCGUCCGGAUGUUACUUGUACAAUUUGGAAUUUUUACUAAUUUUAUUAAUAGUUUAGCAUUUAAAAACUUUUGAUAGAACAUCCGGUAACGCUGAGACAUGAAUCUCAGAACACAAAAAUUGUAAGUAAUAUAUGUGUAGUUACAUAGAACCUUGAUAUUUUCAUGUUAAAAUUUGAAAUAAAUAUAUCUUAUUUAUGUAAAGACUUUAACGACUACAAAUUGUGUGUAUCUGUGACAAAACCCUAAGUUAUAUUGAAGAGACUGAUAAAAAAAUCGUAAGUGACUUGCUCUGAACGAGUGGUAAAACUAAAUGGUAACUUAUCCAGCCAUGUAUGUUUGAACUGUUUCAUCGUCUGCCGGCAGACCAGUGAUUUGAUUUGGAACACGAAUUUUGGUCUUUGUAUACCUAAAUCAUUUAGAUUUGCCACUUAAAUUUUUAAAAAUUGAUGUGAAUCAAAAUAAAUAAUCAAUUUAUUACUGUUGGGUACAAAACACACUUAGUUUUGCGUACGCAUCUUAUACAAUACUUUCAUGAGAUUUUUACACUGUUUAAAAUAUUAUAGACCAUAUCUUGAAAUUUGGAACUCCAUAUGAUAAGUUGGUCUUCUUCUCUCGUACUGUUCGUUAAAAAUCAGUUUUGCUCCCUAACUUUUGAUAUGUCUUUAAUCUAAAGGUGGCAGGUAGAUUUUUUGCUUUUUGUUAAUUUUUAGCACAGGUUCAAGACACUCUGAGGAAUUUACGUAGGAAAGAAGAAGUUUUCUGAGCUAAACCACCUGUAUAACUUCACAUAAUGGAUAAUGUUAAGAAAUUUAAAUGUCAACACCAUGGGCGCCCAUAUAAAAAAUUUCAGGGGGGGGCAGACCUGAAGAUUUUGCACAUUACAUUUUGUACACUAUGGAUAACAAUAUAUAGUUUGAAGCACCCGAAAAGCUAGGGGAGCUACGGCCCCCCCUGCUCUUGGGUAUGGGCGCCUAUGGUCAACACCAAAAAUAACGGCCAAUAAAAGGCGAAAAAAAUGGCAGCUUUGAUAAAGUGGUUUCGUGCUUUCUUCUUUGAACGACAACGGUUCCUUUCCGUUUAAGACCUGUCGUUUACUUAUUGCGAGGUGGUUUUGCUUUCAAUCAUAGUAAAUUUUCCGGGGAUAAAUAAUAAGCUAGUUUUCACCACUUGUGGACGCUUCUCUAUUCCCUCUAGAGAGGUUCAGUGUCUGAAAAGUUUGAAAUUUGAAGUAUCAGUUACGAUAAGAUACCUAUGUAGAAACCUCAUUUUUGAAGAUAGCUUUGAAGAAUCAAAAAUUUAAUUGCAAUAAAUAUUAUAAUUUUUCUACAAGAAAAAAAAACAAUAGAAAGAGUAUAACAUACUAGUUAUUACGCCAUAUAGACUUUGUUAUCCAACUUUGCUGAUAUCAUUACCGUAUCUAAUAAAAAAAUCUAUUUUUACUACUUAAUAUCACAUUUCCUGAUGCAAUAUCCGAGAAACGAAAAAUUACCCAAGAUAAUAAAUUGAUUUUGCUCUACUUAAGAACAUAGUGGCUGUUUUAAAAAUAUGAUGUUAAUAUUUUUGGAAAUUGUGUCCACCUUAGUAUAUAAUUAAUACUACAUGUACCAAAUGAUGGCCACAGACUAUUUUUCGUUUUCUGUCUGUCCUAACGUCCAUCUACUAAACGUGAAAGAGUUUGGUAGAUGGCGGUAAAAAUGCCAUGAACUUAUUUCUGUAGAAAAUGAGGCUAUUGAAUAUGUUGUGAGGAAAUAGGCAAGUGUAUGAUUGCUUACGAUUGCCAGACAAAUAAGGAAGACUAAUCUAGAAUUCUUUUCAAAAUAGAAAAAAAGACUAAUCAUUUUUAACUGCUACAAAAAUAUCAUUUUGCAUAGUAUAAAAAUAUAAAGACGAUUUUAAAUGAAAAUUAAGAUUAUAUUGAAUUGAUUCAAAACAGAAUAUUUCGAUGAAUUUACACUUGAAUAAAAAAGUUUUUUAUUGGAAAAAUAAUCUGUGACCUUAUAAUAUACCAGUAAAUCAUCAAUGUGAAUAUAUUUUCAUGUAAACGUGAUAUUUAGUUUCUAAUGUUUAGCUGUCUUAUAAGAGAAAGAUCUAUCGGUUUUUCGAGAGAAUAAUAGAAAAACUGCACAGAAAUGUACAGAAAAAGGUUGUGUAGGAAAGUUUUAAAAAAGUUUUCUCGGAAAGAAAGAUUUGUUCUUUAUCGGGCGGUUUAGUGGUAUUCAAUUGUUAAAUUUUUAUUUAUAUCUAUCUCUAGUGGUGGUUAAGUAAUCAUAGACGUUUUUGAUCAUUUGUACUUUUGCCUAAAUAGAUUUGUUUUUAAAAUUA
Diabrotica virgifera virgifera (western corn rootworm) is the source of this 3785-nucleotide messenger RNA. Its product is annotated as acyl-CoA Delta-9 desaturase. The record is from RefSeq and is a predicted model, not a curated record. Gene Ontology annotation, molecular function: iron ion binding; stearoyl-CoA 9-desaturase activity. The coding region runs from base 324 to 1376 and encodes 350 amino acids. Gene Ontology annotation, cellular component: endoplasmic reticulum membrane. Gene Ontology annotation, biological process: unsaturated fatty acid biosynthetic process. The transcript has 5 exons. Lineage: Eukaryota; Metazoa; Arthropoda; Insecta; Coleoptera; Chrysomelidae.